Molecule: messenger RNA, 8694 nt
Organism: Pogoniulus pusillus (Red-fronted tinkerbird)
Lineage: Eukaryota; Metazoa; Chordata; Aves; Piciformes; Lybiidae
Gene: RAB11FIP5
Product: RAB11 family interacting protein 5
Exons: 6
Coding region: 140-4675 (1511 amino acids)
Biological process (GO): regulated exocytosis
Cellular component (GO): secretory granule; phagocytic vesicle; early endosome
Molecular function (GO): small GTPase binding
Source: RefSeq, a predicted model, not a curated record
GGCCGGUGGCGCUCGCGCUGCGGCCCGGCUGCGGCAGCGGCAGCGGCGGUGCGAGGCCCUGCCCGGUUCCGUUCGGUUCACCUCCUGUCCGGUUCUGUCCGGCCCAGCUCGGCCCGGCACCUUGCCUCAGCGUCCUGCUAUGGCGCUGCUGCGAGCGACCGCGCUGCCCGACGAGGGGUCUCCGGCCUGGCUACCCACCCACGUCCAGGUGACGGUGGUGCGGGCCCGCGGGUUGCGGUGCAAGGGCGGCGGCAAGCCGGGCACCAGCGACGCUUACACCAUCAUCCAGCUGGGCCGCGAGAAGUACAGCACCUCGGUGGCCGAGAAGAGCACCGGCAACCCCGAAUGGCGGGAGGAGUGCGCCUUCGAGCUGCCCCCCGAGCUGGGCACCCCGGCGGGGCUGGCCCGCGGCAGCCUGGUGCUCACCGUCAUGCACCGGGCCUUGGUGGGCAUGGACCGCUUCCUAGGCCAGACCCUGGUGCCCCUGGAGCCCGCCCUGCAGCAGGGCCGUGCGCCCGACGAGCGGUGGCACAAGCUGCACUCCAAGGCUGGGAAGAAGGAGAAGGAGCGUGGUGAGAUCCUGGUGAGCAUCCAGUUCACACGCAACAACCUCACAGCCAGCAUGUUCGACCUGUCCAUGAAGGACAAGCCGCGGUCACCCUUCGGCAAGCUGAAGGACAAGGUGAAGGGCAAGAAGAAAUACGACUUGGAGUCGGCCUCUGCCAUCAUCCCCAGCAGCAUGGGCGCCCUCGAUGUGGAGGAUGACUUCGACAUUGGGGCCAAGAAGUCCAAAGUCAAGGGCUUCUUCCUGAAGAACAAGCUGCGCAAGUCAUCGCUCACCCAGUCCAACACCUCGCUGGGCUCUGACAGCACCAUCUCCUCUGCCAGCCUGGGCCCAGCUGCCAUCACUCCUGAGGUAACCAAGUCCCCCAGCAGACACAGCAGCCUGUCCACAGAGCGCUCUGUGAAGGAUUUCUUGCCGUCUCCAAAGCUGACCCACAAGAGAGCGUUCAGUGAUGAUGUCUCCCAAGUCAGCCCAGUGCUGGAGCCCAAGGCAAUCCAAAACCUGAAGCCAAAGAACGAUCCCGUGUCCCGCUCCUCCCUCUGCAUCAACGGGAGCCACGUCUACGGUGAGGAGCCCGUACCAAAGAGCCCUGCGGCUGUGCCACCCAGCUCUGCGCCGCUCCCUGUGCCCAGCGGCCCCAGGCGGCAGGAGGAGAGCUUCGGCUUCACCCCCCUCCAUGCUGAUUCCCACGAGGUGCCUUGGGGGGUCAGCAGCUUUGAGAGGACGCAGCAGAAUGAGCCCAGGUUUAUCCCCUCUCCUCCCAGCUUAGACUUGCAAGAAGAGCUCAAGGUCUCCACCAAAGCUGUCACACUCAGUAACCAUCUGGGCAGAGCCAGGCUGGAAGAAAGCAGUCGCUUAGAGAGCAAGCCCACCCGGGCUGCCACACCCAUGGUCAUCUCUGCAGACACAACGAAGGACAAACAACCUGAGGAAAUAAGGAAGGAAGAGAAGAAAGCAAAGAGUGGCCUCUUCCACCACGGGAGCAGCAAGAAUGAUGCAGGGAGCAAAGUCCAGGGGGAGAAAGUGGGACCCUCCCACGGCUCGGCCAUCCAUGCCACAGCGGGAGAUGAGAGGAACAAACCCAGCAGCUGGUUUGGUUCAAAGGAGCCCAAGGAGUCCCCUCAGAAACCCAGUUUCCCGUCUGGGCCGCAUGCUCCAACAGAGGUCGCUGGGAACUUUUAUUCCUCUGAGGAUUGCAGUCCCUCUGCUUCCCUAAGACCUAAAGACCAGGAGAGGGAGUCUCCAGCCAAAAGCGUUGGUGUCCCUGUUCCAGAAACUACUCCCCCAUCACAAGGGGACCUUUCUCCUCCAGAUGAGAAACCUGCUGUCCCUCCUCCGUUGUCGGAGUGGGAUGACACCUUCGAUGCCUUUGCAACCAGCAGGCUCAAACCAGACCUGAAGAAGGAGAACUUCUUUGCUUCGGUGGUGGCGGAGGGCAUGGCUUUCAUCGACGAUCCCGAUGCAGCCAGCCCAGUGGACAGGUCAGCUGAGCCAGCUCACGAGAGGGGGACUAAGGGGUUUGAAAAGGCCGAGGCACAAAUCAGCAGUGAAAUGCCCACAGCUCUACGGCCUUGGACAAAUUUCUCUGGUUUAGAUGUAGGAGCCAACUUGGUGAGCACAACUCAGGAAGCAACAGUGAUAGAGGACGUGCUGAGCCCUGUGUCUGCAGGGUCGAUGGGGAGGAGGCGGAAGAGCAGCACGCCCACGGUUUGGACAGCCGCGUUUGCAGCGGGCAGCAUGGGGGAGAAGGAGGCUUCUGCACUACUGACUGCCGAGAACAGUGUUAGGGAGGGAGGGGAUGGUGAUGAGGAGGAACCUUCCAGCGGAGGGACAAAUGGAUGGAUGACCAUAGCCACUGAAACCACUCCUGACCUGCCAGAGAGUGCCCGAAGCGUGACUGAGCAGGAGCACACGGGCCAGGAGAGUGCGUUCAGCCCGCGGGCAGCCCUCCUCAGCGAAGGCACCUUUGACACCAAGAGCGGCUCUCAUGCUGCUGCCUGCAUGUUGCCCAGGAGCUCCUUCACCCCUGAGGUGGCCUCCCAGACUCUGCCAGGCACUAACGUGGCGGCUGUGCCCCCACGGGUGCUUGCAGACGUGGCAUCACAACGGUUCCCCACGGCUCCCGAGCCAGGGAUGGAGCCCCAGGGCGCUGCUAGCGAGGGGGAGGCGUUUGACAUCCGAACUUCAGUCUACAGGCUCCAGGCUAGCAUGCGGCUGGAGGCCAGCGAGAGCCGCGCCAAGCUCAGCUCCGCCAUUGGUGAGAGGCACAUGGUCCUCUCGCCAUGGGCAGGCACCCAAGAGCAGGAGGAGACGGCAGCUGGCUCGGCUGUGCCACCCCCGAAACCUCCAAGGUGGUUUGCAGCCGUGGCUGGUGGAGGGUGCAGCGAGGAGGAGAGUGGUAGCGACCAGCAGCUGAGACAGCGAGACAGUGAGGAGCGAGGGCAAGACAUGGAGGGCGUGAAAGCAGAUGUGGAGCUGACAAGGAGCCACCUGAGCAGCCAGCCCUCUGUCCCAGCGUCUUCCAGUCCACCUGUCCCAGGAGUGGAUGUGGCUGAAGCCGGGAGUGAGUUCCUGAUCUCCAAAAAUACUGAGUCUGCUUCUGUGGGCUCAACACAGGAGGAGAGAGCUAAUGAGCUGGCUAAAGGGGAUGCAUCUUCAGGGGAAGACCAGUCUGGGGGGAAUGAGACAGAUGCAGCUGAGCUGUUUGAGACUUGUCCAUCAAUGUUCUUCUUAGAUGGGUUAGGCCAGUCGGGUGCUAAGGAGAACUGGAAUCAGCCAGGUUUGUCUCCUCUGAUGGUGGCCGCAGAUGGUGCCGAGCAGGAGGUGGCAUCCAAACAGGAGCUAUUCCCUGAGGAGCUGAACUUGUCAGGACUAAACCAAGCUUCCAAGCUAGACCUGGGCCAGACAGAAACCUUCUGGACAGCUCUGGAAGAGCAGGAGGCAGCUCAUCACCCUGAAGAUCUCAGCCUGGUGGCACAACCUCCAAGGUUAGAACAUGGGGAGAAUCCAUCCCAGCCGGAGCCAGCAUGGGGUGAUGGUGAGGGGCAGCGAGGGCCAGUGGCUGACCCUGAUGGGCAAGUGGGAGGACAGCUUGGGCCUUGUGCCCCUAUGUCAGUGGCUGGCCCUUCCCAAGAGGCAGAGCAGGACAGCCCUGCUGCCAGCGAGCCUGAAGAGCAACAGUGCUCAGCAGACAGCAGGAUAGACUUCAAGAAGGCUGAUUUCUGGAAGCCAGAUAGGGUGAAGGAGAGGACCCAGCAGGAUACUUCAGCCCCAAGAAAUCCCUUUGCUCCUGCACUCAGCCCAAAUUCCCCAAGCAAUCCCUUUGUGGAGAAGCCACCAGAACCCCUCCCUGUUCAAGCCGUGCUGCCCAAAAGGCUUGAUGAGGGAGGCUUCAGCUUCACCAGCCUGCACGAGGAAGCUCUCGGGCAAGGCUUCCAGCCCACUAACCUCCCCAGGAAGCUUCCUUUCCUGCAUGACAGCCAGCCCUUGGCCUUCUCCACCCCUUUCCUUGUGGCUGCAACUAACCCUAGACAGUUUGAUUUCCCUUCCCCUGUUGCGUGCCCCGCGAGCAGCGGGGUCCCUGCCGCCAGCAGCCGCGCAGCCGCCCAGCCCUGCCCUUUGCCGCAGCCCGGUGACACACAGGCUUCAGCGCUCGUGGUUUUGCCCAGGGAGACACAGCCAGCUGAGAAGGCUUUUGUGCAGCAGACGACCAGUCCUCACCCAGUGAAACCCAUCAGUGCUGUGGUGCAAGAGGUCUCCAGUGAAAAGAAGCAGCAGCACAGGUCCAGCCUGUCGACUGCUCUGAGCAAUGGCCUAGAGAAGCUGAAGACAGUCACCACGAGCAGUGUCCAGCCUGUGGCCCCAUCCUCUCACCUGGAGAAAGCAGACUCAAAGACACAGGAUUCUUCCGUAGUGGACCAGUCUGCCAAGUAUUAUCACUUGACCCAUGACGAGCUCAUCCAGCUCCUGCUGCAGAAGGAGAAGGAGCUGAGCAAGAAGGAGGAGCACAUCCAUGAACUGGAGAACUACAUUGACCAGCUGCUGGUGCGCAUCAUGGAACAAUCUCCUACACUCCUCCAGAUCCCCCUGGAGGAAAGCAAGACCAAGUAACCUCUGUGCGGUGACUGCCACCACUGCUCUGCCUAGAGCACUGCUCCAGUACACUCGCUGCAAACAUCCCUGCACUCCCCCUGCUCUUACAAGAGGGCUCCAGUGGCUUCUGUUAGCAGAGUUUAGCAGGAAAGGUUAUCUGCUCCCUCCCAGCCCACACUUAUCCCAGCUCUGGCUCCAGGGAGCCAUAGGGUGAUGGGCUCUAACCCACCCUAUGGGGAGGAGCAGAGCCCUGUAGCUCUCCACGGAGGGCAGGUGCCUCCUUAAGUUCCUGUUAUUGUGACCAAGUGGCCUCUGUUCAGGCACUCAUCCUGCCAAUGCUUUAAGUGGUCCAGGGACACUUGAGAGCUGGAAAGCAACCACCUCACCAGUGUCUGCAUCCUGCUGCUGCUGCUCUUCUGCUCAGUCUUCCACAUCUCUUACCUCUGAAGAGGAGUACCUUGGCUGAUGGAUGGUUGAUGACAUCAGUGAUGCUUGGACUCAGUUAAGGCUCUGCCAGCAUGUUACUGGACAGGGCAGCUGGGGAAAUGGGAUACUACUGGGUGCCUCUUUCCCUUCCUGCCCCAUACAUUGUACCCCCAAAUAAAGGGUCUUCACCUGAGGAGCCAGUUUUAAGCUGUGCCAAUAUCCAACCAUAUGGGAGAUGCUACACAAAGCAAAGGCACUGGACUUAGGCUGUAGAGGACUCCUGCCAUGGUCACUGCCUGAUCCUGAGCAGAUGAUUCUGUUGAUUCCUUCACUGCAUGCAUGCAGAGUUGUGAUGCUGCCUCGCUUACCCAGCUGAGAACUGAGCUCAGGAGAUGGACAGGGCCAGCCCUAGUCUGUGCACCAUCAGUACUGCAGGAGAUUUUCUCUCGCACCACCCAGCCCAUCACUGGCCUGGCUGGCACCAGUGCGUCUCCUCUGUCUCCAACCCACAGCUGCAUUUUCUGCUCAGUAUUACACUCCCUACCUCCUGUCUUCAGGAAUUGCUUCCCCUCACCAGUGACUUUGCUUCAUCUCCCUCCAUGCAACACGAAGAUGCCAUUGGGACUGCAGCUUGUGUGCACAGAAGGAUGUCUGACCUCCUGGCCACCUCCACAUGCCAAUCUGCUAGGUCAGGUGUCCAUCAGACACUGACAACACAGCCGUGCAGUGAUCAGUGUGGCUCCCUUCAAACCCAUACUGGCACCAAACACCAUUCUCAUCGCUGCACAUCGGCGUGCCAGGCCCCGGUAUCUGGUGUCAUGGGCAUGUCUGUAGGUGCUGUAGGCCAGCUCUCAGGAGCUGAGUUCUGCUGACUGCCCAGUGACCCUCUAAAAGCUUCUGAUGUGAUUUAGCUACCACAGGUGAUGCCAGCCUAAGGCUGGUAAGCAAUGCUUCUGGCCACUGUGAAUACAGCACAGCAUUAGGUUUGGAGGUGGAAGGGUAGAGAAAGGAUGCUGCACCCUCUGUUCAUCUGCCAGGAUUUGGGCCUAAAGGUGCCUCUGUUGGUGAGAGACUUGUGUUGCCUUGAUAAAAAUGUCUGAACCCAGCAGAGUAAGAGGGUUUUGUCCUGUGGAGCUUCCAGAGUUAGUGGUUCUUUUAAAACCUUCAUGUUCUCCUUCCUUGCUUCAGUGUGCAGCAGGACUCUGAAAAUGGUGCCUUUUGCAAUGGGACAGUAGCAGUUUCCUACCCAAAUAAGGCUCUGAAAUCCAGUUCUCAAUUCAGUGCAGCCUGUCUGGGGCAGCUUUCUCUUCUGUUCUGCUAAUCUGGACUAGGUGGGUUUGUCUUUGAGCGCAGCCAGCAGAGCCUUCUGACCCCUGCCUGCAGUUGGCUGGAGUGCUGCAUGGGCAGCUCGCAUGGUGUGGAAGGUAGAGAGAUGAAGAGGUGGCUCUAGAGGAAGAUGAGACCACAGAUGUUCCAGGACAAAAUACAGCUGGGUAGAGACAGCAUUGAAUCAUGCUCAGAGUCUGAGGAUGGAGAAGCAGGGUUAGGGCUGUCAGGAGAAAAGGAGAUUUGGUGUUGCUGUCAUCAACAAGGUUUGGCCAUAUCUAGCACUGUGUGAGGAGGAGGCUUUGUUACCUGGAAGAUACCAUCCAUGAGCCUUUUGCUCCUACCUCCCUUUUCCCCUAGGAUGCAGUAAUUUGGGGUCUUGCACUUCUCUGCCUGUGUCCUCAUGUUCCUCCUGCCCCUUUGUGUCUCAGGUGUGGGGACUUUGUUUCUGGUCUAAGGUAUGAGGGGCUGAGGGGAAGAUAUUUCUCCCUUUUAGGAAAUAGCAGACACCUUUCUCUGCAUCAUCAAAAGACCUCCUGGCCUGGGAACUGGAUUCCCUUUCUGGAUGCCUGUGUCAGAGAAGCUCUUCCAUUACCUGAAGGUAGGCAGGGAGGAGUUGUGGACAGCUAGAAAGCAGCCCAGCUUCAGGAGAGUGGUGUGGCACGGGAAGGAGCGCUGGGAGAGGAGGCAGCCCCCAUGGUGGGCAGGGAUGCUGAGUAAGCACUGAGGCUUUCCAUCAGGUGGGCAUCUGUAAGGGGGAGAAGUGUGGAGCUGAAAUCUCACACCAGAGCCAGGGGCCCACGCUGACUCUGCUGAAAUCUGCUUCCUGGGACUUCUUCCUCAGCCUUGUAGGUGCUCCCCACACACAAGUGCCAAUGUUAAUAAGGAUCUUGCUGCACCUCCUGCCUGCCUCCUCCUCCUCCAUCACGUUUCACCACCUCCCUAGUGCCCCCUCUGCCUUAGUCAGCUGGGCCUUGUUUUUGUCUCCAAAGCCUGACUGUUUUGCACUGGAACACACGAAGUUGAUCUCAGAGCUGCACCAGGCCGGGGCAGUGCCCAGCCCUCAGCAAUACUUGCUUUCUCCCAUGACCUGCCUCUGGCACCUCGGAGUGACACAGCCCCCCCCGCUGCCUUCCCCUGCAGGAGCCCUCUGGCUGGCGGAGGAGGCUGGAGCGAGCAAAGCUCUAACGUUCUUACCUUGACUUUGUGGCAGCAGAGCAUCUCCAGGGGCUGAGGCAGGGAUGUGGGUACCUGAGCUGAGUGGCUAUGGAAAAAGCCAAGCAGUGACAACAGCUGAGGCUGCCCUGAUGUGUCAGAUCUGUCCUCCAACGUUUAAAAGUCCUCAGGUGAUGACUUGUGCUUGGGACAAGGCAUGUUAAGGGUGCUUCUGUCUUUGUUCUGUGUUUCUCCACCCUGCUGUCCUGCAAAGGCAGAGAUUUUCUCCAGCACACAGUUUUUAUUCUCCACACAAGAGAGAGCCUGGCUACAGCACACAGCAGCACUGCAAGCAGAGCCUGGAAGCAUCUCUGUUAAACCCUCUUCCAUUCCCAGAGUGAAAUGGUUCUGAGGCCCUGCCUGUUUUCUUGAAGAGAAGGAGGAUGAGCAAAAGCAAAAAUGUUCUGGAGUUGUUCCUGUUGUGCAUUUUGGGGUUCAGCUGCAGGUGCAGGAGGUAAGCAGCAUGCCUACUCAGGCUGUGGGUCUGUGGCUACUUGCUGAGCUGAGCAGAGGAGAGGCUUUGGGUGGGCCAGCAGCAGCUUUUCCUGGGUUCUUUUGGGACACAGCUGUACCAAUGACUCCAGGAGGAUUUUUUGCCUCCUGCUCUGGCUUUCUCUUUCUGCUCUUGAGCUGUUUCACGAGGUCUUCCACGGGGUGCUGUUGCUCUUCUUUUGUUGUCAGCCCACAACUGUGUUUCUUGCAUUUAAACGACUCUGGCCAAGUGAUUUCUUUGUACCUUGGCAGGCCCUUCUGGCCAGAAGAACUGCCAAGGUCUGUCCUUAAACUGGAACCAAGCUGAGGGGCUGUGGGUCCUCAGGGUUGUGUGUGCUCAGCCUUAUGACUCGUCUGUGAGGAAACCAUAGAUGUGGGGCGGGGAGAAACAUCCCCAAGUGGGAGCCAGAAGCGUUGGGGGGGGUUGGAGUUGUUGAUUUCCCUGUGCUCGGUGUCCAGGGGAAGUGGGUUCUGCGUGUUUCAUGUUUUACUAGUUGCAGCUGAUGUUUCUAAAGAGCUUCUUCUUUACGUUUUAAGCACUUUAAAAAAAAUAAUAAAAGUUGUUCAAGCUGUUCCUA